AUGCUAUGGCUAAUAGGCACCACAGCAGACGACGAAACCAAAGAGCCGGCGAGGGAACACUGCGAGGCAGGAACGACCAAGGGAGCAGAAAAACAAACUGUCGAGGACGACGAAGCUUCGACCACUGAAGUCACCGCAGCAGAUGAAUUUGGCGAAACAUCAACCAAGGAAACGUCGACAUUGCUCUCCGAGGAACGACCAACGGUGGACGGAAUAGAAACAGCCGGCAAUAGGGAGAAAUCCAACGAAUUUGGUGCACGUAAAUUAAAGCCAGCUAGACUAUUAUUCGUCAAUCUCGGCAAUGUAAAAGAGGACACGUUGCGAACGUGAAAGUCUGCAGGCAAUGAGCUGUGAGCUCCCCGGCUUAAAUAAACUCGGUAAGCCUGCAAUAACUAAUAUGAAUAUAUAAUUAAUAUCUAUGCAUAAACAACACGCACACAUUCGUUCUCGAAGUUAAUUAUUUUUAUUGCAUAAAAUCAUUUAAUACGGCAACAGUAACUUCUAAAAGUUAGCACUAUUAAAUUAUUCUGAUUCUUUACUCCUGUCAAUCAAAAAUUCAAAAUCAACAUCCUGACCAAUCAUAUGCUCCGUCACCCAGCUGCCGGAGAACUCAGAAUGUGUAGUUUUUGGGCAGGCGGUAUUUCAAGCUACCCGUUCUCUCAUGCCCGCGAAUACCGCCUGCUACGCAGGCUAGUCAAUGCUCUGCCGAAAGUCGUGGGUUUUCUCCGGGCGCUCCGGUUUCCUCCCACAGGGAAGGUUGACAGGGUGGGUUAGGAUAAACACAGUUAGGAAAGUAAUAUCACAAUUGUUGUAAAAAUAAAGUCUAAGCUUAGUAGGUAAUAUAUGUAAGCGUAAUACUUGAUGUAGUCGGUCACUGAAUAAUCAUAAUCAACCAUGCAGACUCCUGGUUACAGUACAUUAACCAGACUAUGGCAGGAGGUGAGAUAAAUGACCUCGAAAUUUAAUCAGGAAUAUUAAGUUCACCGAAGUUCACCCAAAUAGUGUAAUUCCUAGGUUAACCUUAAGGCCCGUUUACACGGGCGAUUUUUGCUGCGAUUUUUGCUGCGAUUUUAGGUGCAAUUUUUUCCUUUUGGAGGAUCUGAAGGAGUAGAUUACUUAAUGAUGUUGUUAUGAGAUUUCAUAUCCUGGAACAUUUAUAACUCAUCCACUCCUUCACAUCUUCCAAAAGGAGAAAAUCGCAACUAAAAUCGCAGCAAAAAUCCCCCGUGUAAACGGGCCUUUAGAGUGUAAAAGGUUUUUAGAGUGCGCGAUUGAACUGCCAUUCACACGUGCAUGGUUUUAAUAAACAUACUUAAUGUCUUUUUGUUUAGUGGUAUUGAAUUAAAAAUGAAGAACUUGCAGGAAGAAUGUCAAAUUGAAAUUAACGAUAAACCUGGACAAGCAUUAGAAAAUGUAGGUAUGUAUUCCUUAGAUUUCUAUUUAAUAUACUCUAUAUAUGCAUGGUAUGAUGAUAUUGCAGGGGUGGACUGAGCGGUUGGGCCAUCCGCCCGGGAAAUUUUGUGGGCCCGGAAUUGCUGGAUGGAGGACAGACUAUUUCCUCUUGCUGAAAAUUCACUAGGUGCGGCCGCUAUUUGUCAGCAUAAAAAUCUUCGCAAUUUUCUUCCAGAAAAGAAAAUCUGGACACAAAAUUUUCAUGUGAAAUAUUAUUCUCGAAACUGAAGUUGAUUAAGACCGGGCUAAGAUCCUCGCUGACGAUUAUUGCCAGAGUUGUUAACAGGUCUUAUUUUACAAGUCCAAUUCAAGUCGCAAGUGUCAAGUCACAAGUGUUAAGUCGCAAGUAAUUUUGUCAGUGACCAAGUAAAGUCGCAAGUCAUUCUGUACAGUUGUAUAAAUGACAAUUGUAUAAAUUGUCUCCCACGACAAUUGUAUAAAUUAUAUUAAUAUACUGUACAUACAGGCUCUGAUACGCCAAUCUGGCUGCAUUAGUCACUGUACAUCAUCGGUGAAUAUGUAUAGGUAAUAGUAUGGUUUUGAGUGCAAUUUGGAAAAAACAUGCAUGCGAGUGAGUUUUUCAAAGAUUAUCAAAAUGGACUCGUGCAAUUUGAAGUCUUUGAAAAACUCACGAGUGUAUGUUUUUUCAAAUUGCACGAGAAACAUACUAUUAAUUAUCAAUAAUAUACAUGGAAAAAUUAUGCAGUCACGUGCGUAAUUUACAGUUAAUGAUCACACCACACACGUCUGUUUCACCAUUUGUUUUAAGAACUCAUGAUGACCUCACUAAUCUGUUCUUUGCUGUUUUUUAGCCGCAGUCAGAGUUAUGUGAGUUGCACGACAAAAUGACUUGACUUGAUGACAAAAUCAUUUGUUACCGACGCAAGUCAAAUGUAAAGCCGUUAAUAAUAUACACAUGCAGUGCAAUUUUUUUCGAAAUACCGUGCGGAAAAAAUGAAAUACAGUGCAAAUUUCUUAAUUUUCUUAAUUUCUAAAUGUUCUUAAUUUCUUAAUUUAUAAGUCUGCGCAUACAGUAUAUAUAUGUGAAUGUGUAUUUUUAAGUAUUUAGUCUAAUCUUAUUCGUUUUCUUAAACAAAUACAUGUAAAAUUAGUUUUAAUAUCCUUGUAAACCUAACAUAUUUCAGCAGUGGAAUUAGUUAUAUUCUGGAGCUGUAAGUUUUAGUGUCAAAUAAACUAUCAAACUAUCAAAAACCUGCAGAACAGGCAGACACAUGGUCAGUUGUUGAUAUCGUGCAAUUAUGACGUAUCGUGCAGUCAUAGUGUUCACGAUUCUAAUUAAAGCUUACGCCAUGCUAGUAUUGCCCGAGGCAUUUUUUCCAUGUCGCGUAUUUGCGAUGAUGGAAAGCGUUCAAACCUUGAAGCCUGGUUCACACGAUGAAAUAAGCAUAAGUACAAGCAGCGGAACCUUUGAUGUAAGCAUAAGAAGAACAAAUGUUGCGUUCUUUACGCUUACGUUUAUGCUUACAUCAAAGGUUCCGCUGCUUGUGCUUAUUUUCAUCGUGUGAACCAGGCUUAAAUCUUUCUGGCGUACCUCGCAAAAUAUUUUGUUUUAACUUAAUUUUCUGGUUUAUAAAGUUAGCUGCCUUUAUAAAUGAAUUUGCCGGUUGAGAAACAUAUAAGAGAGGGGUUCAGAUUUGAUUUCCACUACCGCUUCAAUUGAGGGACCACUGACCAAUCAGAUGCGCACCAAGCCCACUAGAGGCAGUGGUAGUCAAAACUGAACCUUUCUAAAAUUGAUGCCAUAUAAGCAAACAUUCACUGCUAAAAUCUUUUCAUUUUAGCAUAAAUUAUUUUACGACGGAUAAAGCGCUAAGCAUAAUUUUUAAGUUUGCUUGCCGAUUGAGAAAGUAUCAAAAAUUUAAAAGUUUGAAAGUAGUCAUCACCACCAUGCAAGUGGUGUUAUACUAUUUAGUUAGUUUUGAGCGAGUGGUACGCAACAUGCAAAAUUUCUCCUCUCAAAUGUUUUAACCCUGUUUAUAGCUUUGAUGUGUAUAGUGCUAAGAUGUAUUGUAACAAGGUUGUUGAUGCCAACAGCCUUAUUAGUCUUGUUGGAACAACUUCUCAACGUUACAAGGUGAUACCAACAGAAUUGCCACAAGUUGGUCCAACAAGACUAAUACAGACUGUUCGUAACAAGUUGCUACGACCUUGUUGUCAUCAACCUAUUGACAACUUGUUACGUACAAGACGAUAUCAGACCUGUUCGAACAAACUUACUGCGAGUCUGUUGGCCUCGUCAACCUGGUUAAAGGAAUCAAACAAUUAGUCCUAAAGUCCUAGACUUGUUAACAACUGCAUGGGACAAGCAGUGCAAACAUAUCUUGUUGACAAGCUGCAAGAUUUUUCUCAAGAAGCUACUUUAUAGUCGUAUUUCUUUUCUCGCAUCAUUUCCAUUUGUUAAUCAUCAAAUCUGUAAGUGUAAAUCGUUCUGGGUUUAUGUUCGAUCACAUGUAGAGUUGUAAAUUUAAAUUUUUUGCCUAUAUCGAGUAAUUUAUGACGAAUUUGAGAUUUUUGCCUAAAACAAGUCUUCAGAGUAUGAUGCAUGCAACUCCUUGACAUGUGCCUAAGUCAUUUAGCCAAACAGAUUCUCUGUUGUAUACCUAAACAACUUUUUUGCGACAUAUAUAGGCAAUUAUGUUCCUUUAUAUAAUCCUUUUAUUUUUCAUUCUUCAAACACAGUUUUUAAACUACCUUAAGCCGAAGAAUGUCUAAAAAAGAGGUAGAUAAGCUCAAAUGUUUCAAAAAAGUUUUGAGGUUUUCUCAAGUUUUGUGGAAAUGUCAAGGACUGAGUUAUAACUAAAGUCCAAGAUUGCAUAAUACGAGUCGACGAACCUCGUUCAAAAUUGGUUGGCCACCAUGAAAAACUAUGGGGCUCGCUCAGGCUAACCUGUAGGCUCGAUUACCAGCCGGCAUUCGGGGUCCGACUUGAGUAACGGCUGGUAAUGGAGCCUAGCUAACCUGUGGUGGAGUCCUAAAAUUUUAACUGCCAGAAAGUUUCCGAUUCUUGGUUUACCACAUGGACAUUAGUCAGAAUGUUAUCCUGAAUAUAAGCAAAUUAGCAUUACUGGUCUGACAAUCUAAAAUUGAAUAGAAAUAAAUUGGAAUAACUGUAUUUUAGUAUAAUUACAUAGGUGAUUAUUGAAAAUUCUCCACGCUGAUUGGUUGCCGUUGAGGAGAUUAUUACGCAAUAAUCACCUAAGCGAUUUUCAAAAUGGCGGUCGAAGCCGUUUUCUCAAUUAAAUGACGAAGAAAUGUGCAUUUUAAAAUUUUUUUCCAAAUGAUCACCUAUGAAAUUAUACUAAAACAAUUAUUCACCUCAGGCUCGGUGAUUAUCGUGAAUAAAAACCUCGACUUCGUCUCGGUUUUUAUUCACCGAUAAUCACCUCGCCUUCGGCGAAUAAUUGUUAAUUAAUAAUUGUACAAUAAUGCCAAAUAUUAAUAUUAAAUUGGAAAAGGUUUGUUACAUUAUCAAAGAUUAUUUAUGUCUUAUAAAAGUCUUAAGUGAGACUCAGCUCCCAAAACUUAGAGAAUUUUAAUAGAGAGCUGUAGAUUUUAUUCCAAAAGAACCACCGGAUUUGGAUAUUGGCAUACUCUUACGCCAUCAUGUACUGACGCCUUAUAAAUAUUGUAGGCGUGGCCAAAUUGAAAAGUUUCGUAGUAAUACAAGCAUCUACUACGAGAUGACGUGAAAAGAUGGCGAGCAUGUGUAAAGACUGUAAACAACAAAUCUCAUACUUGAGUAAAAUCUAAAGCUCUCAGAUAACUGGCGGUUGGUGAUCAUCUGCUGCACGCUCGUGUUGUUUAGUUAAACCAGGAAUGUAGAUUUUACUCAAAAUCUGUUUGGAAAUCCUUUGCCCAGUUUCAUUGAACAAAUCAGUCAAGAUAUUCGUUGGUCGUUUCGGCGGUGGAACAGUGCUCUUCCCGUACGGUAUUACUUGCGGGUUUAAAGUCUUCAUUGUUUUUUGGUAUUUGCGUUUCCCAUCUUCUUCCCAAGAAAUGUUUGCUUUGCUUUGAAGCUGUCUGCGAUAAGCUAUAUCCUGGAUAAACAAUUCUCUAUUAUCAUGUUUCUCUGUCUGACGUGGCUCGUCAACCACAGCGGUGUAGUAAUUUGGAUUAAUAAAGAAUAAAUAUGUGGUUGAGACAGAAGCUUCGGUGCCACCAUCAGUUGCUUUAUAGUACCAACACUUCGCACUCGCAGCAAGGACAAGAAUAUUAACAUGGAAAGCAUUACAUGCAGCCAUCAGUGCAUAGUGAUGAAAUUCCUUUGGUGUCUUUCUUUCUUCUUGUAUCAAUUCAACACACUCCUCAAAAACAGGGCAAUUCAUAUCGUUGUCAACAAGGUCCUUGUACACAUACAUAUUUGUUGUCAACUCUUCAACAAUUGUAUCACAAACGUUUGCCGGUUCAGUUCCUGUCACUUUUGCAAUAGCAUUGAAUAAGCAAUCGUCUGAGACGUUUCCUUCCAAAAUCUUCAGCCCCAGUUCACUGGCUAUCAGCUCUCCCUGGUAAAACAUUGAUGAAAAUUUUGCUUUCUUAUUGAUAUCUUGCAUUAACUCCACAUGUGAAUUACGUUUAUCAGACUUCUCAUAGAGCUUUAGACUCGAGUAAAUAAUAUCUCCCAAUAUUUUCCCGUCUUUACUAGUAGAGCUUGUCAAAUCAAGACAAAAACAAAAGUCCCGAAAUCCCUUUUUAUGAACCAAACAUGUCCACUUCUGAAAAGCGUUCUUAUAAUUUGAGUACGUGGAUAUUCGAAAUGUUGCAACCCAUUUUAAUGCGAACAUACUACACAGACAAAUGCAGAAAGCAAAUAUUACAUUGCAGAUCAUUAAGCCAUAAAGAAAGGGCGCUGCUGGUAAUGAACAUGUUAAAUCUUCAUAUAUGAGGGGGACGUGGUUCGACAGAUCACAUGGGAAUGAUGCAUGCCAUUGUCGAUCAUACAGCCACAAUACCAACACAACUACUGCAACAGCAUUUGAAACACAGAGAAAAAUAGCUUUCACUGUGUACAUAAAAACUAAACGAUUGUCUUCUUGAACUAUUUCCAUGAUACGGUCAACGAGAUUUCGAACUUUCUGUUUUGUUUCUUUGUUCUCCCGGAGAUGAAGUCCAGUAGCUUUACUGCUCAAGCCAGCGUUUCCU
This is a messenger RNA of Paramuricea clavata, 6612 nucleotides long. NCBI's taxonomy places the organism in Eukaryota, Metazoa, Cnidaria, Anthozoa, Malacalcyonacea, Plexauridae. The record is from the annotation of a GenBank genome assembly.